Loxodonta africana (African savanna elephant) is the source of this 1377-nucleotide messenger RNA. RefSeq names its product coiled-coil-helix-coiled-coil-helix domain containing 4 (gene CHCHD4). Gene Ontology annotation, biological process: protein import into mitochondrial intermembrane space. Gene Ontology annotation, molecular function: protein-disulfide reductase activity. The record is from RefSeq and is a predicted model, not a curated record. Gene Ontology annotation, cellular component: mitochondrial intermembrane space. Bases 113 to 541 code for a protein of 142 amino acids. The transcript is spliced from 3 exons. Lineage: Eukaryota; Metazoa; Chordata; Mammalia; Proboscidea; Elephantidae.
AGGGGGCGGGCCCGCGCGGGCCUCGGAGCCGCCCGCCCUACCUGAGAGGAGGUCACGGCGUGGAUCCGCCACCGCCGUUCGGGCUGCGAAGUCUGAGUGCCCGGCUGCCGCCAUGUCCUACUGCCGGCAAGAAGGGAAGGAUCGAAUCAUAUUUGUGACCAAAGAAGACCAUGAAACUCCAAGCAAUGCAGAGCUGGUAGCUGAUGACCCCAACGAUCCGUACGAGGAGCACGGAUUGAUACUGCCAAGUGGAGACAUUAACUGGAAUUGCCCGUGCCUUGGAGGAAUGGCCAGUGGCCCCUGUGGGGAGCAGUUCAAGUCCGCCUUUUCCUGCUUCCACUACAGCACGGAGGACGUCAAGGGGUCAGACUGUGUAGACCAGUUCCGGGCCAUGCAGGAAUGCAUGCAGAAAUACCCGGACCUCUAUCCCCAGGAUGAUGAUGAUGACGAGGACGAGAAGAAGAAGCCAGAAGGUUUAGAGGAAACAGCUCCCACUGAAACUACGACGACCAAAAAAGAGGAGAGCGCAAGCUCAAGCUAAUGAAGGCACAAGACCCUGGGCCCCAGUCCUUCCAUUUCAGGUCGAUGUGGACCUUUACAAACGCCUUUCAGUCACUCGCAGAGGAAGUGUCUUUCCUUCUUCUGUUCUGUGCACUGUAAUGUACACAAUAACUUAUUUUUGAGGAUCAGGGGUCUUGGCCCCUAGUCAGAUACACUGAAAAAAGUAGGAGUUGUAUGUCUGCGUGUCCCAUGUAAACCUGUCGGUAAACGUAGCUGCCACUUUUGAAUUCUCUUUUCUCAGAUUGCCCUGAAUUUUGCCACUUUGAAAUAACGUGCUGAAUAGUCUCAGCAACCAAAAAUCAUCCAGGAGUGUUUCUUGUGAGUGAGCUAAUUUAUCCUAAUCCAUUAUGUCCCUUUUAGUACAUUUCACACCCUUUUGGGAAAUGAAACAAAAAAAAUCUUCUUUUUUAAAGAUGCUGGCAUGGGGCCAUUCCUAAGAGUAGAGACCAGAUUAUCAGAUAACUUCUUUCUCAGAAAUCAUCUUGACCUUGAGCAUGUGAUAACAUCCUGUGAGGUUGUCAUCUACUCCAUCCCUGAUCUGUCUUGGUUUUCGUUUUUGCGUUGAGCUGCAGGUUUUCCGCAUUUGGAAGGAGGAGGUCUGGACUCUCUAAUUUACAGUCCCUUUGUAAGUGAAGGGAAAGGCUGGUUGGCACUGUUCCUUUUUUUUUCCAGAAGCCCUCGUUUGGGGCCUGUGUUAGCACCAGUUCUGUCUCAGCCGAUGCAGAUGCCGUGUUCUGGAGAGGUGGCGACCUAGUUGUUACCAGAGUAACAGCCAAGAGGGAGACUGGUUUGAAUUAAAAGGAAAAAAGAUUUCUA